Molecule: messenger RNA, 1932 nt
Organism: Echinostoma caproni
Lineage: Eukaryota; Metazoa; Platyhelminthes; Trematoda; Plagiorchiida; Echinostomatidae
Source: the annotation of a GenBank genome assembly
AUGAACCUUCAGACGACGGUUGUAUCCACACUGGGGUACAUUUUGAUCAGUCAAAUUUGGGAUCUGAGGACCACUCAUGAAUCCAAUACGGAAGAUUUGAUUGAUUGGUCCGAAACACACCGUAAACACUUCGAUGAACUGGAGCAACAGUUGCAACUGAUUCGUGAGGCUAACAAAGAAAAGAUUCAUGCCGAUGAUAGUUUACCAUCGUCGCCACAAACUAAGCUAUGUGAUAAACCGACUGCAUUUCUGGUUGCGCGUAGAUUUGCAUUGAAAGCUCGGCUAUCCAUGAUUGCAGUCAAAUUGAUGUUACAAGAGUUUCGAGACAUUCUUCCGCAACUGCCCUCCGAUCCGCGUACACUGUUGUCCACACCCAGGUGCACACCAAAGAUAAGUGUGGGUGAUGGUACAUAUAUACAUUUCGGACUGCAAGAGUGCCUGAGGCGCAUAUGCGAGGGACGAAGUGAUCGUCAUUAUCGGCUACAAUUGCAUAUUGAUGGGUUAUCGUUAUUCCGAGGCUCAUCACAACAAGUUUGGCCAAUUUUGGGUCGUCUGUUGUACCCGAAAUCUAAGAUAUUCAUUGUUGGUUUGUAUUGUGGGAUGUCCAAGCCGACUGAUGUUCGCGCGUUUCUAACUCCGUUGAUUGAAGACCUUCGGCUGUUGAUGGAAGAUGGUUUCUGGGAUGUUGAAUACGGUCGCAAGCAUAGUGUGCAGCUAGACAGUGUCAUUGCUGAUGCUCCUGCUAAGGCAUUGGUUAAACAGAUUAAACCACACACGGGCUAUUUUUGUUGCCCAUUUUGCACUCAGAAGGGCAGCAGUUGUUCUCGACGAAUGGUGUUUAAAGCUCGUGGAGGUAAACUAAGGACGGACAACGAUUUUCGUCUGCGAUUGCAAGAUGAAAAUCACACCGGAUUGUCUCCAUUUGAGCAGCUUCCCAUUGAUAUGGUCGGCACGUUUCCAACGGACUAUAUGCAUUCGGUGUGCCUGGGAAUAAUGAAACGGCUGCUAAGUUUGUGGCGAAAACCUGGUGGAGACAAACGUCCACCCAUAAGUGUAUCCCAUUGGAAAAUAUUGGGAGAACACUUACAGUUGGCAUGUCAAUCACUCACAUGUGAGUUUCCACGAAAAUGCCGUGGUUUGGGUGAUAUUGAGUUCUGGAAGGCCACGGAAUAUCGACAAUUUCUUCUGUACCUCGGACCUGUGGUUUUACGGAAAGUAUUGCCACCUGAUAACUACAAAAACUUCCUAGACUUUUCAGUAUACACGUACAUCCUUUGUAGCCCCAAGUUCGCUGACCAUUAUUUAGACUACAUUCAGAAACGAGCGCCUGCAGUAGUAGCCCAUUUCAUGCAGCUAUACGGAGAGGCAGAGGGGGUGUAUAACGUACAUAUGUGGACCCAUCUGUGCGACGAUGUACGACGACACGGCGUAUUGGAUAACUUUUCAGCAUAUCCAUAUGAAAGUUUCAUGCAGACAAUACGCCAGUGUGUUUCAUCUAGAUCUAUGCUUGCAGAACAGAUCUUCCGUCGAACAAUCGAACGUGCUGGUCAAAGAGCUGCUACGGACAAAAUAAAUUGCUGGGAUGACACUACGUCUUACGCUAUUCGACGUCCAGGUUUGAAAAACCAUUGCAUUGCGUUUGAUGGAACGGUUUACGGAACUGAGCACCCGGACAACUACGUACUCACUGGUUGCAAGCCAAGAAUGGUGGUUUCUUUAGAGGAUGAGUUAGUGGGUGUCCAAACUUUUGUGUCGACAUCAGAGUUCUUCGAUUGUCCGUUUCCAUCCUCACAUUUGGGUAUAUACUUGUGUGACUAUCUAAGCGAGUCAAUCAAACACUAUGAGAUGGAAAAAAUAUCAUGUAAAGGUAUGUUGAUACCUUAUGAGAACGCGUAUGUAUUCUACCCAAUUAUUCACAGUUGGCGUUCUUGA